AUGAUGACGUGGAUGUCGUAUGUCUUAAUUGCUGUCGUUGGAUUUUUUAGCCAAGAAACCCUCACAUUACGAAUGAUCAGCGUGAGAAUCCCAUCGUACAAAAUGCGUGGCGAAAAUGCGAUUCUCGAAUGUGACUACCAACUAAAUGGAUACAACAAUCAACGGCAUGGCGAUGGCAGCAGCAGCGGUUUCCACAGAAAAACAACAGGAAGUCCAUUUUUAUCAUCGCUCUACAAUAGCAACUACAACAACAACAAUAACGAUAAUAACAAUGAGUACGAAGACAGUGUGGAAGAGGAGGAUACGAGUGAUAGGAAUAGCAAUAAUAGAAAUUAUCUGCAACAGCAGAGCAGCGACAACAAAAGAUUUUUCAAUCAUCAGCAACGGCAGCAGCAGCAGCAGCAUGAACGCAGCCGAACAAAAUACAAAAGAUAUAGUAAUAAUUAUUUUCCGAAUGGCGAUUAUCGUGCAACGGACGAUGAGCAGGAAACAAGUAGCAGCAGUAAUAGCAAUAGUUGGUUAAAUAGUGCAAGUUAUAGUAAUAAUAAUAGUCCUAAUAAGUAUUCAGCGCAACCGAAAGAAGCCUUGUACUCGGUUAAGUGGUAUCGGGAUAAUGAGGAGUUCUAUCGAUAUGUGCCGAAUAACAAUCCGCCGCAGAAUAGUUAUCCGCUGGAUGGUAUCUCUGUGGAUCACAAACACUCGAACGAUCGCAGAGUGGUGUUGCGGAAACUAACACUCAAGUCACGUGGCCUUUAUCGAUGCGAAGUGCUUGCGGAAGCGCCAAAUUUUGAAACAGUUUCCGGCGAGAAUAUGCUCGAAGUUGUUUAUCUUCCAACUCGCGGUCCAACUAUCGAGGGCGGCGAGAAAAACUACGACAUGGGCGACCUGCUGAACCUGACAUGCAAAUCCGGCAAAUCAUAUCCCGCCUCAAAGCUACAUUGGAUGAUCAACAAUGUAACGGUAACGGAUCCCCGUAUUGUCAAAAAUUAUCGUGAAAUUCAUCACACACAUGACCUGAUAACAACCGAGCUAAGCUUGCAAUUCGUAAUAAACGGGCGAUAUUUCACGGAAGGUGCAAUGCGGGUGAAAUGUGUUGCAACGAUAUCGCCCGUUUUGUGGCGUGGCAACAAGGAAAAGUUUGUUCAACGGAAGCCGCCACCAUUGGACAACAGGGAGGCAAUGUUUCUCGUUCGUGGCUCCGCUACCUGCAUCCAACAUCAAUUGGGCAAACUUAAUUUUCAUAUGUGGUUUUCCAUUAUAAUGCUGUUAUGGCAUCGGAUAAUUUAAUUAUAAAGUGAGAGACGGAGAGAGAGAUCGACCAACUGCUGCCAUGCUGCUGGACUUUGGAGGAUAUUUUUUUUUUGGUGCAAUGUUACUGAAUAAUAAAACGAUGUUAAUUGAGUUCUCUCUCUCUGCUCUAUUCGUCGUUGUCGUAUUAUUAUUUUUACAACUAGGUUAUCUCGUUUUUUUUUCGUUUUCUGGUGUAAAUGUAAAUGCUGUAAGUACAUUGUGAUAGAAAAACGGACAUUUUGGGUUUUAGUUUUGCUGCGUAACGAAUUGUACAGUUUAAUGUGUAAUAAAACAAUCAUCUAUAAAUAUUUACAUAUCUAGAAAAAUAUCAUUUAAUUUUUGUAUUUGUACAUAUCAGUGAGACGCGUA
This is a messenger RNA of Culicoides brevitarsis, 1659 nucleotides long. RefSeq lists its product as uncharacterized. The record is from RefSeq and is a predicted model, not a curated record. The transcript is spliced from 6 exons. Lineage: Eukaryota; Metazoa; Arthropoda; Insecta; Diptera; Ceratopogonidae. Bases 1 to 1287 code for a protein of 428 amino acids.